AUGAGUGGUUACAUUGUCAACAAGGCAUGUAUCCAGCCGCUCUUCACAAUGAUUCCGCUGAUCCGCUUACAUCCAUCGCAGGGAACACCUAAUGCUGCAUAUGCCGCCUCAAAAGCAGGAGUGCAUCAGCUCACACGAAACCUAGCAUCAGAAUGGGGCUACUCCGCAGACGGUCCUUCGAUAAGAGUGAAUUCCCUGAGCCCUGGCGUCAUCCGCACCCCUAUGACUGCAAGUGUUCUUUCCAAUGGCACUUUCGAGCAGAUGUGGACAGAGCAGAGUCAUGGCAACGGAUUAGCUUAUGGUCUUCGAGUCAGUCAAGAAUUAGAAGGGGAUGGGAUAUACACAGCCGCAGAAGCUUCCGAAUGCCAGUAG
This is a messenger RNA of Exophiala xenobiotica, 372 nucleotides long. RefSeq lists its product as uncharacterized. The record is from RefSeq and is a predicted model, not a curated record. The coding region runs from base 1 to 372 and encodes 123 amino acids. Gene Ontology annotation, molecular function: oxidoreductase activity, acting on NAD(P)H, oxygen as acceptor. The transcript has a single exon. Gene Ontology annotation, cellular component: intracellular anatomical structure. NCBI's taxonomy places the organism in Eukaryota, Fungi, Ascomycota, Eurotiomycetes, Chaetothyriales, Herpotrichiellaceae.